CGGAAAUCUGUAGCAGGUCAUUGUUUGCAGCUUUCUUCAUCGCUGGGCUGUCCAUUCCAUCGCGGCGUGGUUCAAUUUCAGGGGAAGAGACAUUGUUAAAGAGGUUUUUCUUACUCCUAGUCCUAGUCCUAGAAGUAAGUAUUUAUAUGGCAGCGAUGGUUUUACUCCAUUUAGUUCAAGAGUCGGUUAGGAUGAUACUGUGAGGAUAUCCAUAGCAAUUCAAAGAGCAAUUUCACUCCUUCACGGAAAUAGAUAUGGAGUUGGCUCUCCUCAAUAUCUGAUGUGCAUUGAGAGAAUUCAUACCAAUCCUGAUUUUCUUGGCUUUGCUCUGAUGAUUGUUGGAUAAUGUUUCUGGCUUGCUUUUCCUUUUUAAUGACAAUUCCUUUGAACAAGAUUCUUGAGCCGCCAAUAACUUUAACUUUCACACACGCUCACCAAAUCUGAAAAAUAAGAGGAAAGACAUCAAUUUCUUGCUAAGAAGAACAAGCUCCUGUUUGAUUAGGUGAAAAAAUUGCCUUAGCAUGUCAACUGGAGCACGCACACUGCUUGCAAACUGUUCUUAUUCUCUAUACAUAGAACAUAAAGAAUGCUUGUCCAAGAGUACCAAUGUAAGAUACGCCAGCCGUUCUGAUGCUCUAUUCCUUUUGUCUUAUUGGUGAUUCAGUGUCUGAGGAAGGAAAUUAGUUUGAUUUCAUCUCAAAGCAUGUAUAAGGAUGUGAUUCUCAAAGUGGAAAAGAAUUGUUCUAGAAAAAUGUAUUCAUUUUAUGACAAGGUUUCUCAGGCGUUGCAGUUUCAAAAUCGAAUUUCAGACAUACAGAAUACUUGUGGCAAUGUCAUAUUGAAACAAGCUGGCUGGUCAUCAAAUACUGAAGAGAUUCUUGCAAGCCAAUUGGUGUUAGUACUGCGCACUUCUUAUGAUACUUCUGUACUUCGCCAAGGUAGACAGAUUCAUACGCAGAUGAUUAUCAGUGGAAUAACGAGUAAUAGUCUUAAUGUGAAGAUGCUGGGUAUGUAUGCUCUUAGUGGUAGCAUCAAGGAUGCUAGAAACAUGUUUUACAGACUUGAACUGUGCUAUACUCUUCCCUGGAAUUGGAUGAUAAGAGGGCUUACAAUGAUAGGUUGGUUCAAUUUUGCCUUGUUGUUUUACUUCAAGAUGUUGGCUAGUAAAAUUUCUCCUGAUAAAUAUACAUUUCCUUAUGUCAUUAAAGCUUGUGGUGGCUUAAAUAAUGUUCGGUUGGGCAAGGUGAUUCAUAAUACUAUUCAAUCGAUGGGCUAUCAUAUGGAUUUGUUUGUUGGUAGUUCAUUAAUCAAGUUGUAUGCAGAAAAUGGUUAUAUUCACGAUGCAAAAUGCUUAUUUGAUAAAAUGCCUGAGAAAGAUGGCAUUUUGUGGAAUGUCUUGCUCAAUGGAUAUGUUAAAAGUGGAGAUUCUAACAAUGCUAUUGGAACUUUUAACGAAAUGAGGAAUUGCAAUAAUAAACCCAAUGCAGUCACAUAUAGUUGUAUUUUGUCUGUAUGUGCCGCAAAAGGGAUACAUUACUUUGGCAGUCAGCUUCAUAGUCUAGUUAUUGUUAGUGGUUUUGAGUUUGAUUCCCAGGUAGCCAACACGCUACUUGCUAUGUAUGCUAAAUGUGGAAACCUUUCUGAUGCACAUAAGUUGUUCAAUGUGAUGCCACGGACUGAUACUGUGAGUUGGAAUGGAUUAAUUGCCGGAUAUGUACAAAAUGGAUUUACAAAGGAGGCUUUACCAUUGUUUAAUAAAAUGAUCUCUGCUGGUGUCAAACCAGAUGCAAUCACUUUGUCAAGUUUCCUUCCUUCUGUCAUUGAAUCCAGGAGUCUUAAAUAUGGUAAGGAAGUUCACAGUUAUAUAUUGCGACACAGUAUGCUUUUCGAUGUUUAUCUGAAGUGUGCUCUUAUUGAUAUAUACUUCAAGAGUGGAGAUGUGGAUGCGGCGCAAAAGAUUUUCCAGCAGAGCAAUGAUGUUGAUUUUGUCAUUUGCACUGCUAUGAUAUCAGGCUAUGCUCUUAAUGGGCUGAAUAGGGAUGCUAUAAACAUGUUCAGGUGCUUAAUUCAACAGAAAAUGAUGCCUAAUUGCCUGACUCUGGCUAGCGUUUUGCCAGCUUGUGCUGCUUUGGCUGUUUUGAAAUUAGGGAAGGAAAUACAUGGUAAUAUACUCAAAAAAGGACUUGAUAAUGUGUGCCAUGUUGGAUCUGCUAUCACAGACAUGUAUGCAAAAUGUGGAAGACUGGAUCUUGCUUAUCAUUUUUUCAGAAGACUGUCUGAGAGAGAUAGUGUGUGUUGGAACUCAAUGAUUGCAAGCUUCACACAGAAUGGGAAACCUGAAAUGGCCAUGGAACUUUUCCGUCAAAUGGGAAUGAGUGGAACUAAGUAUGAUUCUGUCAGCCUAUCAACUGCUCUUUCUUCUUGUGCAAAUUUACCUUCACUCUAUAAUGGGAAAGAAAUACAUGGCUUCGUAAUUAGAACUGUAUCCAAUGCUGACAUUUUUGUUGAGAGUGCAUUGAUAGACAUGUAUUCUAAAUGUGGAAAAUUAGUCAUGGCACGGUGUUUGUUUGACUCAAUGGAUCAAAGGAAUGAAGUUUCAUGGAAUAGCAUCAUCACUGCAUAUGCGAACCAUGGUUAUCCUCGAGAAUGCCUUGAUCUAUUCCAUGAGAUGUUGAAAAUUGGAAUUCGUCCUGACCAUGUUACUUUUCUUAUAAUAAUAUCUGCUUGUGGCCAUGCUGGCCUAGUUGAUGAAGGCAGAUGCUACUUCCAUCGCAUGACUGAGGAAUUUGGAAUUUCUGCUAAAAUGGAGCAUUAUUCAUGCAUGGUAGAUUUAUAUGGUCGUGCAGGUCAUUUGCAUGAGGCUUUUGACACUAUAAAGAGCAUGCCAUUUGCUCCGGAUGCGGGUGUUUGGGGAACACUUCUUGGAGCUUGUCGCGUACAUGGCAAUGUUGAGCUUGCCAAACUAGCAUCAAGACAUAUUCUUGAAUUAGACCCCAAAAAUUCAGGAUAUUAUGUGUUGCUCUCAAAUAUACACGCUGGUGCUGGGGAAUGGACAAAUGUUCUGAAGAUAAGAAGUUUAAUGAAGGAAAAAGGAGUUGAAAAGAUCCCUGGGUACAGUUGGAUUGAUGUCAACAGCAUCACCCACAUGUUCUCUGCUGCAGAUGGAAGUCACCCACAAUCUGUUGAGAUUUAUUUGAUUCUGAAUUGUCUUCUUCUGGAGCUCAGAAAAGAGGGUUAUGUUCCUCUACCAUACCUUCCCAUGCAUCGACAAGUCAUGGCCAAAAAUCAAAGAGAUACAAAAUGACUGCUUUCAGGUUGCCAGAAUCAGUUGGAGCAAAAAUUCUGUUUUGUGGCUCAUGAAUUUAUACAAUGACAUCUACUGGACCUUAUGGUGGUUUCCUUUAUGGCUCUACUUCGUGUAGUGGCCAGCCAGACCUUAAUAAUUUAAUAAGAGCUGCUGCUUAUGAAGCUAAGAAAUCUCUUAGACAAUCACGUCUUCAGAGGGCAAGUUUCUUAUUUACUUCUGAUCAUCAGUGUGCCAACAUCCACAGUAGCCUAGAAACCAGAAGCUGAUGUUAUGCAUCUCCAUGACAAGCUUGGAGCUGACGAUUGCCCCAAUGCAAUUUAUGAUACCCCUGCAGAAGUUCUUGAACAUGUCAGUUAAUAUGGUGAGGGCCAUGUCUUGGAGAGUGGACACACGUUAGCACUAUUCAUUUUCUAACAAAUGUGCAGGAUCAUCACGUCUUUCGCA
Messenger RNA from Neltuma alba, 3751 nucleotides. RefSeq names its product pentatricopeptide repeat-containing protein At4g21300-like. Bases 704 to 3304 code for a protein of 866 amino acids. The transcript is spliced from 3 exons. Gene Ontology annotation, biological process: RNA modification. NCBI's taxonomy places the organism in Eukaryota, Viridiplantae, Streptophyta, Magnoliopsida, Fabales, Fabaceae. The record is from RefSeq and is a predicted model, not a curated record. Gene Ontology annotation, molecular function: RNA binding; protein binding.